Prinia subflava (tawny-flanked prinia) is the source of this 1930-nucleotide messenger RNA. RefSeq names its product reactive intermediate imine deaminase A homolog (gene RIDA). NCBI's taxonomy places the organism in Eukaryota, Metazoa, Chordata, Aves, Passeriformes, Cisticolidae. The record is from RefSeq and is a predicted model, not a curated record. Bases 16 to 582 code for a protein of 188 amino acids. The transcript has 6 exons. Gene Ontology annotation, molecular function: deaminase activity. Gene Ontology annotation, cellular component: mitochondrion; cytosol.
GCCCCGGCAGAGCGCAUGCGCACUACCCCGACACCGGCCAGAAGGACUACAUUUCCCAGAAGCCCCCGCGGGCGGCGGUGGGCGGAGCGUGCCCUGGCCGGACUCUACGGGACGGCAGGCGGGGAGGCCCCGGCACUCACUGCAGCUUCAGCGGCGGCCGUAGGCAUGGUCUCGCUCGUGAAGAAAAUAAUCAGCACUACUAAGGCCCCUGCACUGGGUCCCUACAGCCAAGCCGUGCUGGUGGACCGGACAAUGUACAUUGCAGGGCAGAUAGGGCUGGAACCUUCCACUGGGCAGCUCGUCUCUGGAGGGGCAAAGGAGGAGGCCAAGCAGGCUCUAAAAAACAUGGGAGAAAUCCUGAAAGCUGCAGGCUGUGACUAUAGCAAUGUUGUGAAGACUACAGUUUUGAUGGCAGACAUGAAGGACUACAAUGAUAUUAAUGAUGUUUACAAACAAUUUUUCAAGGCAAACUUCCCAGCCAGAGCAGCCUAUCAAGUUGCUGCUUUGCCCAGAGGGGCCAGAGUUGAGAUUGAAGCUAUUGCCAUUCAGGGACCUCUCCAAGAGGCUUCAGCACAACUAUAAGGAGAGACUGGAUAUCUCUAAAACAAUGACAGUUUUAGAUUUAGUUAAUACUUCUCCCCUAUAUCCAAUUCCUACAGCUAACAGCAGUUACACACAGUUGAAAUGAGUAAACAGGUGCUUUCUUCAGGACUUAAAGUGAGUCCUCUGCUGGCAAACCCUGAAAAGUGCCUGACUCCUGCUAAAAUCAGCUGAGCCAGAUUGCAGGACAGGACCUGCCUUUUGUGGAGGUGACUGGAUAUUCAGGUAUUAAGGUACAUACCUGGGUGAAGAGUUAUACUAUGGGUGAUCUGGAUGUGGAAAACUAUACUGAUUUGUAAUAGUACGUUUUUAGUAACAAUUUUAAAUCAGAAAAAAUGACAGAAAUGAGAAAACAGAACACUAAAAUCGCUUAGCAUACAUCUUCAUGUCUGAGGAGUUAUACUGUCCUUGCUUCUGAAUUUUCUUAACCUCUUUCUUAACAUAAUAGAUUACUGUUGGGACUCAGAUUUUUUUCAUAUGUAAGUAAUUGCUUAAGAAAGUUAAUAUUAAUUUCAGAAAGAAGAAAAUUGUGCUCUUCUGAAGUAAAGUGGUAUCUUUAUAAAUCAGAUAAAAAUUAAUAUCUAUCUGUAAUUUUUUUUCAUAGCAAUUCAACUUUGACUAUGUUUUGAUUAAAAAAACCCCAAAAACCAACAGAAAUUAAAAUGAGAAUGAGAAUAAAAUAUAAUUCCAACUGCAAAAAUGUGCCUGUCUCUUAUGGGAACAAAAUUUUCCUGAUUGUGGUUUGAUACUCCAUUACCAAAAAAGUCUCCAGCUUGCUUAUUCAAUAACAAAUAAUUUGAACCAAAAGAAUAGGCUUAUUAUCUACAUCCUAAUAGCUAAGGAUUAAAUUCUCCAGGACAGGAAGCUUUCAGCUACCAUGUUAUUACAGUUCUUGUAAUUUUUUUCCUCUGCCGUUAAGGUCAGAAGCAUCGGUUUGAGGGGGUGAUUAAGCAAUAUUGAGAAGUCCAACUGGUGAUGCCAGUAACUUAUCCCAUCCUUCUGUACUGAUCUUCUAUCAAGUACAAAUGGAUACUGUGAGAACAGUCAGCCCUACUUUGUAGUCCUAGAUUUGUGGUGAACCAGCCAUUCCCUCUUUUCACUGAGUUUAUAAACUGUACCAUUAUAGAAAAAAGAUUCAUAAUGAGAUUGUCACAGCAAAUAUGUGCAAAUAUAAGGAUAUUUUAAUACUUUUAUCUUUCUUUCUUUCAAAGAAAAUUCUUUUUAUUAGAAGGAAGAUAAUGCCUUUGUUAUUUCAAACAGUAAACUUCCAAACAGCCUUUGAAAAAUGCCUGACUUUUCUCUAAAUAAACUUCCUAUACAUAAACUUUGA